ACUUGACUGAGGAGAAAGACAGAGAGACGUUUGCUUAAGUUUGUGUUGAGAGAGACUCCACUCAACAGUUGAAAGACAAAGCCAGAAGAUGAGACUCAGCCUGGUGUUAGCCGCUCUUCUCUGCUUCACCACAUGGAUGAGCGUGGGCCAUGCAACCCCUAGACCGGUGUCCAGCUGUUGUCUCGGGAGGUCCGACACCAUGGUCCAAUUUAAGCGAAUUCUGAAUUACACCAUUCAGACUGAUGGCGUCUGUCAAAUCACAGCCGUAGUGUUUCUGACAAAGCUUGGAAAGAGGAUUUGCUCCGACCCUAACAGUGACUGGGCAAAGAGAACCAUUCUGAAGCUGGAUGAGGAGAAGAAGAAAGAGAAAGCAUUGCAAGAGCAGGGACAAUAUGAAGAAGGAUCAACAAGCGACAUCACACCAACAGUGUCCACUACAUCAACAAGCGCACCACAGAGGAAAGGCAGAAAGGGAAGGAGACGCCGUGGGUGAAGAAUCACUGGACAAAUUGAAGUUACCACAGUCAGCAAACAUUACUCGUCCCGCUUUAUUGCAUGAAUAGUAAACAUUACUGUCAUUGUCUUGUAUUACUUCCUGAAUCUAUAACUGAAUAUGCAAUGUAUACUUAAAUAUAUGUUGAUCGUGCCUUUUUGUCAUAAAUGUAUUUAUGUCUAUCAAAAGAACAUCAUUUUUAACCUUUUCCAGUCAUUUGCCAAUAAAGUCUUCUUGAGCAGA
Sebastes umbrosus (honeycomb rockfish) is the source of this 736-nucleotide messenger RNA. RefSeq names its product eotaxin-like. The record is from RefSeq and is a predicted model, not a curated record. Lineage: Eukaryota; Metazoa; Chordata; Actinopteri; Perciformes; Sebastidae. Gene Ontology annotation, molecular function: chemokine activity; CCR chemokine receptor binding. Gene Ontology annotation, cellular component: extracellular region. Gene Ontology annotation, biological process: chemokine-mediated signaling pathway; neutrophil chemotaxis; monocyte chemotaxis. The transcript is spliced from 3 exons. Bases 89 to 493 code for a protein of 134 amino acids.